Molecule: messenger RNA, 2430 nt
Organism: Penicillium roqueforti
Lineage: Eukaryota; Fungi; Ascomycota; Eurotiomycetes; Eurotiales; Aspergillaceae
Product: putative ATP-dependent RNA helicase (Hrh1)
Exons: 2
Coding region: 1-2430 (809 amino acids)
Cellular component (GO): intracellular anatomical structure; catalytic step 2 spliceosome
Molecular function (GO): ATP binding; RNA binding
Source: RefSeq, a predicted model, not a curated record
AUGCCAGAAAAGGUUCGCACCGUGUUCGCGGAGUCGGAUGAUGAGAGGAUUUUAAAGCAAACCCUUUCAUCUCAACCCACAGAAGGACCCGAGCGAAAGAAGAAGAGAAACAAGAAGCGCAAGCUCGAUGAGCCCGAAGCCUCCAACCCCGCCGAUCAAGAUGAACCGAGGGAAAUCCCUGCAUCUGCCAAGGAGGUAGAAAGAUCAGUCUCUGUUCCAAAAAAAUGGCCGCAUGCAGCAUCUCAAACAAACGGCCCAUCAACAACAAAAUUCCACCCGAAGUCGAAGUCCAAACCUUUCACCGAUACCAAAACCAACUUCACUCCUUUAAGAGAAAAGGCCAAAGCCCUCCUCGAGACACGGCGAAAGCUCCCCGUAUUCGAAAAUGCUGAUUUGAUUCGCGAUCUGCUACGGGAACAAGAUGUGAUGCUGUUGGUCGGUGAGACGGGUAGCGGAAAGAGUACGCAGAUCCCGCAGUUCUUGGUAGACGAAUUCUGGUGUCGGCCCGUACCUACGCAAAUCACGCGGGAUGGGAAGACGGAAAAGAAAAUGGUCGGAGGAUGCAUCGCUAUCACGCAGCCGAGACGAGUCGCUGCCAUUUCGCUGGCCCGCCGUGUAGCCGAGGAGAUGGGUACACCGCUUGGAUCGCACUCGCCUGCCAGCAAAGUCGGCUACUCUGUGCGAUUUGAUACGUCGACAUCGCCUAGUACACGGAUCAAGUUCUUGACUGAGGGAAUGCUGCUCCAGGAGAUGUUGCACGAUCCCAACUUGACUAAGUACAGCGCUAUUGUGGUUGAUGAGGUCCACGAACGAGGCAUCAACGUGGAUCUGACACUUGGAUUCCUGCGUAAUCUUGUAUCUGGAAAGAAGGAGGGCCGAGGUGGUGUGCCGCUGAAGGUGGUUGUCAUGAGUGCUACGGCUGAUAUGGAGAGUUUGACAGACUUCUUCCAACAAGGAUUCAAAAGACCGGAGCCAGAACAGAAGGCUAUUGAGGGAGUCGAGGCUGAAGCCGACAAAAUGGAUACUUCGAGUCCAAAGGAUAUCUCUGUCUGCCGUAUUAAGGGUCGACAAUUUGCGGUCAAAACUAUCUACUCCCCCGCGCCAGUACAUGACUUCGUGGAUGCAGCGCUGAAAAUCAUCUUUCAGAUUCAUCAGAAGGAACCAAUGCCGGGUGAUAUCCUUGUCUUCCUGACUGGCCAGGAAACCGUCGAGGCAUUGGAACACCUAGUGAAUGAGUACGCCAUGGGUAUGGACCCAUCACUUCCUAAGAUCCUGGUUCUACCUCUGUUCGCCGCGCUGCCACAGGCUGCUCAACAACGGGUCUUUGCCCCUGCUCCACCACGAACGCGCAAAGUUGUGCUAUCUACCAAUAUUGCUGAGACUUCUGUCACUGUGUCUGGUGUACGGCACGUGAUUGACUGCGGCAAGGCCAAAGUCAAGCAGUUCCGAACUCGUCUUGGUCUUGACUCGCUCCUAGUAAAGCCUAUCUCUAAAUCAGCUGCAAUCCAGCGGAAGGGUCGAGCUGGUCGUGAGGCUCCUGGUCAAUGUUUCCGCUUGUACACAGAGAAAGACUAUCUGGCCUUGGAUGAGACAAACACGCCCGAGAUUCUGCGCUGUGAUCUGAGCCAAGCCCUACUGAACAUGAAGGCUCGUGGCGUUGAUGACAUUGUUGGGUUCCCAUUCCUGACGCGGCCACCACGCGAAGCACUCGAGAAAGCUCUUCUGCAGCUAUUGAACAUUAAUGCGCUUGAAGACGAUGGAAAGAUCAGCGCCGUCGGCCUACAUAUUGCCAAGCUACCAUUGACUCCAACUCUAGGACGUGUACUGUUGGCAGCUGGCGAAAAUGGGCCUGAAUGUUUGCUAGAUGUUAUUGAUAUUAUUUCAUGUCUCAGUGUGGAGAACAUCUUUUUGAACACCACCUCGGAAGAAAAGAAGGAGGCAGCAGAAGCAGCCCGUCGUGAUCUAUACCGGCGCGAGGGUGACCACCUCACAAUGCUGACGACCGUUCGUGUGUAUGCCGCUGAACACGCCGACCGUAAAGCAUGGGCAGAGCGACACCUGGUAUCCCACCGGGCGAUGCAAUCAGUCAUGGACGUCCGCAAGCAACUCCGCACCCAGUGCCGACAAGCCAAGCUGCUCACCAACGAAGCCCUGAACAAUACCUCACUACACGACCCCUCGCCCAUCCUCAUUCUCCAGAGCUUCCUAGCUGGAUUCGCGACCAAUACGGCUCGUCUCGUGCCCGAUGGCAGUUAUCGUACGAUCGUUGGAAACCAAACCGUCGCCAUUCACCCGUCUAGUGUGCUUUACGGCAAAAAGCUCGAGGCAAUCAUGUACAACGAAUUCGUAUUCACCAACCGUAGUUACGCGCGUGGUGUCAGUGCUGUGCAGAUGGAUUGGGUCGGAGAGGCCUUAGCUGGGAAGGAUUGA